Messenger RNA from Catharus ustulatus (Swainson's thrush), 1840 nucleotides. RefSeq names its product acireductone dioxygenase 1 (gene ADI1). Lineage: Eukaryota; Metazoa; Chordata; Aves; Passeriformes; Turdidae. The record is from RefSeq and is a predicted model, not a curated record. The transcript has 4 exons. Gene Ontology annotation, molecular function: acireductone dioxygenase [iron(II)-requiring] activity. Bases 62 to 613 code for a protein of 183 amino acids.
CGCAGCCCUGCCGGGGCGGGACGCGCUGCCAGCCCGGCCUUGCGGACGCUGUGGCGGCGACAUGGUGGAGGCCUGGUACAUGGACGAGUCCCAGGAGGACCAGCGGGCACCGCACCGCCAGCGGCCCAACCGCGCCGUCAGCCUGGAGCAGCUGCGCCGCCUCGGCGUGGUGUACCGCAGGUUGGAUGCUGAUAACUAUGAGACUGAUCCAUGCUUGAAAGAGAUUCGGAGGGCAGAAAAUUAUUCUUGGAUGGAUAUAGUGACCAUACACAAAGACAAGCUCCCGAAUUAUGAGGAGAAGAUAAAAACGUUUUAUGAAGAACACUUACACCUUGAUGAUGAAAUUCGCUACAUCCUGGAGGGAUCUGGCUAUUUUGAUGUUCGAGACAAGGAUGACAAAUGGAUUCGGAUUUCCAUGGAAAAGGGAGACAUGAUAACCCUCCCUGCUGGCAUAUAUCACCGAUUUACACUGGAUGAGAACAAUUACGUGAAGGCAAUGAGGCUGUUUGUUGGAGAACCCGUCUGGACUGCAUACAACAGGCCAGCUGACGAUUUUCCUGCUCGGAAACAGUAUAUGAAGUUUUUGGCUGAAGAAGCACAUAAUGGUGUCUGAGACCUGAGAGGUGGAACAUCUGAAGCCCUGCCAGAAUAAAUGUGCCUUGUUGCUUCUCACUGAUUAAACUUAUAUUUACAUAGGACAUUGGAAUCACAGAAUCUUAGAAAAAUUCAGAUUGAAAGGUCAUUUGGAGGUGAUUUAGUCCAACUCUGUGCCAGUGUUAAAGCUAGACCAAGUUGCUCAAGACCCUGAAGUUUGGAAACCUCUGGUGGUGGAGGUCCCACAGCCUGUCUGGGUGCUUGUUCCAACACUUAGCUGCUCCCAUGGCCAAGCAUUUGUUCUUCAUGGCCAACUGGUUGCAGUUUGCAGUUGUUGCCUGUUGCCUUUUCACUGCAUGUCUGAGGAGAGUCUGGCUCUGUCUUCUUCACAGUCCCUGCUCUAGCAGGAAACUGUAGUUGGGUCUCCUCUGAGCCUUCUCCUCUCCAGGCUGCACAAACCACUGCCCUUGGCUGGGCUCCCUUCUGUUAACUAAGAUGUUCAAUGUGUUUUGCCCUAGUUCUGGUGGCUGUAUCCACCCAGUAAUUUGUAUCCUCAGUCAGGCUACAUGGCUGCUGUGGGUCAGGCUAGUGAAAGCCUUGCUGGAGUCAAGGUGAAUGGCACCUAUGGUGUCCCCUCUGCCACAGAGCCAUUGGCCCUGGCGGUCAGCAUCAAGCAGAACAUGCCCUUGGUGAAUUGGCACUGACUGGUCGCUCCUCAUCACCUGGUAUUUCUUGUGCCUGGAACACCUCCCAUAAUGGCUGAUUCUGUAACAUUCCUGGGGACUGAAGUAGGGCUGAGCAGCCUAGAGUUUCCCAGAUCUUUUGUGCCUUUUUGAAAGUGGUGGUCUUAUUUGCCUUUUUCCACUGGAGAAGGUUUUCCUGAUCUCUGUGACCUUUCAAAGAUGCCAGCAGCCUUGCAGUGACAUUAGCUAGCUGCAUUUACAGUUGCUCAGGAAUCCAUUUUCUAACCUUUUUUUCUUGGUGUUUCUGGCAGGUAGAAUUGCGAGAGGUGGGCUACAUUAAUAUUCAUUUUGCUCAGAAUCCAUGCUAAUGAACUACGUAGGAUUCUGAUUUUAAUUAAAGAAAAUAAACCCUCCUUCAUUCUUGUCUAAAAAUGUUCAUAAGAUAAAUUUGCAUAAUCGGCAUUUUAGUAUGCAGCUUUCCAAAUUCUGCCCUGGUACAUAAAGCUAUGGUUUUCUCAGUAAAAUGUAAUUGUGAGUUAUUAAUAAAAUUACUUUGACCUGGG